Molecule: messenger RNA, 2022 nt
Organism: Amoebophrya sp. A25
Lineage: Eukaryota; Dinophyceae; Syndiniales; Amoebophryaceae
Source: the annotation of a GenBank genome assembly
UGAGAUGGAACUCCACUGCUGGCCCUGGCCGUUCAAAGAGCAAAUCGUACUGUGGAAGGAAAUGUCAGUAACGUAUCCUACUUUACAGACGACAAGUUGAGGAGUACAAAGAAGGGUGUAACCGGUUCAAUUUUUGAGGAGUACUGCGGCGACGUAUUUGAGCAAGGUAAGCGACGUACCCAUUUUGGCUUAAGUCCUUCGGGGCCUCUGAGCGUUAGGUUAUCUUAGGGCCGGACGGUGUCGGUGCACCCUUCUUCAUGUUUUCCUUAUUUACGAUGGCUUGUGACAACACCACUCCCGGAAUAAGAAAAACGAAUCAGCGGAAAAUAUGGGCCUCGUCAUAGACACAAGACCGACUAACGUCUUGCUGGCAGUCAUGGUCCAACGAACUCCAGACGCGGAGCGGAAGCGGGAGCAACGCUUUUGAUCAGUGUGACUAACUUUUUAAGCGGUCACAAAUUUUAUGCCGCGACUAGCAGUUUCAACCUCAAAUAGCUCCUCCACAAGACGCAACUCAACCUGUACAUCCACUUCAAGCACAGGGCUAAUAAUGAAGCCUUCAUUUGUUAUUAAUUUUAUGCCGCAUCUGUUAAGUUGCUUUUGGUUUUGUGUACUUAGGCUUCCCCGCACCGUUCCGGCCGUUAUUUUGCCCGACCCUAGGCACUCUUCCGAAGCCCGGAAAGAGAUACUUUUUUUACAGUAGUCACUAGUCAAGUAGCCGGCUCUUCUCCGUCAGACCACCGCAAAAAGAGCCUACAAGUGCACCGCGAUUCCUGGGAAAGGCCUUGAGAUGAUCGCCGUCCGCGAUAUCAAGUACGGGGAGCUGCUCCUCGAAGAGAAGCCCUUACUCAUGGUGGAAGAUCACCAACGCGCUGUGUUGGAAUUCGUGCGAGGUAACGCAACAGGUUUCGACAAGUAGUUUGCGAAGCUAUCAGAGACAGACCAAAGAAAAGUCAUGGCGUUACACGACGUAAACAGCGAAAAGAAAUCCGUCAAACUCGGGGGAAUAUUUCGCAACGAUUGUCUUCAGAGGGGCGUGCGCGUGGUUUCUGCAGGCGCUGUUCUCUGUGCGGAGAUCAGCCGGUUUAAUCACAGUUGCACGCAAAAUGUCGCUCAUGCGUGGGAAGACCCCUACGAGCGAGUGUAUGCUGCUCGCGGCAUCAAAGCCAGGGAAGAGCUUUGCGCCGACUGCUGUUGCUGUAUAACCGCGUGGCGCCUGCGCGCGAAUGUCAGAGGGAGUUGAAAUUCGAGUGCGGCUUCGAUUGCAAGUGUGAGACCUGUACGUUGCCCCCGGAGUAGCUCGGAAGAAGCGAUCGUUGCCGCCUAAAAUAUUCGGCUCUGGACGAGAAAAUUCCGGAAGUUGGAGGACGCAACCAGCGAGAGGGCCUUGCUAUGGUGAAAGAAGUGCUGGACGUGUUGGCGGAUGAAAAAUUGCUCUUGCCCGCGUUCGUUUUCCGGCACGCCUCCGAUUGCUUCCGACUAGCGUGUCCCUUGGGGAAUCAGAUCAUCGCCAAACGCUGGAUUCAGCAAGCGUAUGAGGCCUGUGUCAUCGAGAACGGCGUAGAUCAUCCGAGAUCCCUUGAAUAUUUCAACUACCUCUAGAAUCCAAAGUCUCAACAUAGAAAUUGGCGCGGAUGAUUGAAUGCUUUUCGACGUCUGGGAGGGGGCGCGCAUAGAAGAUGAGUUUUUCUUUUUUUGAAUGUGAAACAAAAAGGUAAAAAUGUGUCGAACGCAGAACUACAAGGGCUACAACUACAAAUUAUAACAAGUAGGCUGAAGUCUCUAGCUGCCAGAGUGAACCUUUGGUCUCUGAGUCAUAUGUUGACUCCUCAUUCCUUAUUCAGUCAUAUUUUGACUCCUCAUUCCUCAUUCAGUCAUAUUUUGACUGCUCAUUCCUCGUUCAGUCAUAUGUAUAAUUUUGACUGCUCAACAUUCUCUCGGGGUCGAUCGUUUUGCAAUACAUAAGAUAUAGAAAUCUACAGUGCAGCGAAAUGUGUGAUGGCAUUGUGGUUUUGUGUUCCC